Molecule: messenger RNA, 1362 nt
Organism: Chelonoidis abingdonii (Abingdon island giant tortoise)
Lineage: Eukaryota; Metazoa; Chordata; Testudines; Testudinidae
Gene: PCOLCE
Product: procollagen C-endopeptidase enhancer
Biological process (GO): proteolysis
Molecular function (GO): peptidase activator activity; collagen binding; protein binding
Source: RefSeq, a predicted model, not a curated record
AUGUCAAAAGGCCCCUACCCCAUACAGCUGCUACUGGAGGGGGCCGUGGGAGCGACCCGCCCCCCGCCCCCGCCCCCUAACGCCACGAGGCCCGUGUUCCUGUGCGGCGGGGAACACGUGGGCGAGUCGGGGUACAUCGCCAGUGAGGGGUUCCCCAACCACUACCCUCCCGGCAAGACCUGCACCUGGACCAUCACGGUGCCCGAGGGCCAGGUGGUGAUUCUCUCCUUCCGCGUCUUCGACCUGGAGCCGGACCCCGGCUGCCGCUACGACUCGCUGGAGAUUUUCAACGGACACUUGGACACCGCCCAGCGGCUGGGCCGCUUCUGCGGCACCUUCCGGCCCGGGGCCCUGCUCUCCACCAGCAACCGCAUGAUGCUGCGCAUGGUGACGGACGAGGGCACCGGGGGCCGCGGCUUCCUGGUCUGGUUCAGCUCCGGCCUCCCCCACGUUAAUGGCCGGCCGCGCGGAAGGCAGAAGUGGGGCGCUAACCAUAUAGACUCCCGGUUGGCUUGGGAGCCCUGGCACUAUUGGGAUGAGCAUCAGUUCUGUGGGGGGAAGCUGGAGAAGCCCCAGGGAAGCCUCAAGACCCCGAACUGGCCUGAGAGUAACUACCCAGCCGGGAUCAGCUGUUCCUGGCACAUCAUAGCGCCCGUGGGCCAGGUGGUGGAACUGACCUUCGGGAAGUUCGACGUGGAGGACGACACCUACUGUCGCUACGACUACGUGGCCAUUUUCAACGGGGGGGCCACCGACGACUCCCGGCGCGUCGGCAAGUUCUGCGGCGACCGAGCCCCCGGCACCAUCUACUCGGAGGGGAACGAGCUCCUGGUUCAGUUCGUCUCGGAUCUCAGCGUCACGGCCGACGGCUUCGCCGCCUCCUACGCCGUGAAAAGCCCCUCAGAGGCGACCGACAAGGCCACGAAACCCGCCCCCGGGAUCUUCCCCGGCUCCAAACCGGGCCAGGCCGGCACCAAGCCCGCCGGGAAACCGAAACCGGAGCCUGAGCCCAAACCCACCGCCUGGGCCCCGCCCAAGGCCGAGCCACCCAGCGCCCAGACGCCGGCCACAGUCCAGUGUCCCCAGAAAUGCCGCCGGUCAGGAAGUCUCCAGAGCCACUUCUGUGCCAAUGACUUUGUUAUCACCGGCACCGUGAAAACUGCCGUGCGAGGGGCCGGCGACCGGGUCACAGCCACCGUCUCGCUCCUCAACACGUACAAAGCCGGAGCCCUCAGCCUGCCCCAGGCCAAGAAAGGGGCCACCCUGCGCCUGGAGGUCCCCUGCCGCCAGUGCCCCGCCCUGAAGAAAGGUUCCAAGCUGACAUUUUUCAUGGGCCGGGUGGACGCUGAGGGAGGUCGUUGA